Messenger RNA from Diaporthe amygdali, 2334 nucleotides. RefSeq lists its product as uncharacterized. Bases 1 to 2334 code for a protein of 777 amino acids. Lineage: Eukaryota; Fungi; Ascomycota; Sordariomycetes; Diaporthales; Diaporthaceae. The record is from RefSeq and is a predicted model, not a curated record. Gene Ontology annotation, cellular component: Swr1 complex. The transcript is spliced from 3 exons. Gene Ontology annotation, molecular function: ATP-dependent H2AZ histone chaperone activity. Gene Ontology annotation, biological process: chromatin remodeling.
AUGGAAAGAAAGAGAAGGGUGCCGGCGCGUGCUGCUGCGCGCGUCGAGCAGGCCGCCAAGAAGAGCAGAACCUCGACGCCUCCCGACGUCCUCUCCGCUACCCCCACGGCCGCUCUCAACACCACUCCUGCGCCCGACUCUGUCGACGAGCCUCAGAAGCCCCCGCCUCCCCCGUUGCCCACCUCCAUCCACCCGGGAAAGCCUCUGCCUACCAUCGAGGGCGCUGCGCAAUCUGAAACUCCGCCCCAGAGGGACUAUCAGUCCAUACAAGAGAGUGGCGUCUUGGCCGAGUCACUCUCCCGUUCGCGCCAGAGAUGGAUUGGCGACGGUCUCUUCGAGAAAUACUGGACAAAACCAACAAAGAAGAAAGGCGUCGUGCAGGAAGACGCCAAAAACCCCCCCAAGGACACCAUGGCCAAGGUCGGGCAGGUCACUAUCUCUCUCGAACCACACUAUUUCGAGGCGACUGUCUAUGCUGUCAAGGACCCCAAUAAGCCCGCACCUCAGCCCGUCUUUCGGCCCAUCCUGCAGUACGGCCCUCCCAAUGGAGCCAUGCCUCCACCUCCGACGCCUGUGUCCAAACCUCCGACGCCCUCAGCGACGCCUGCGCCUGUCCCGGACCGGGCACAGGGUGCUGUAGCCCCUGUCGCUUCCGCUUCCAUAUCCUCCGCCGUCCCCUCACUGGCCCCUCAGGCCAGCAAUCUGGCGCAGCCGCAGGCACCAGUACCAGCUACACAACAGCCAUCCUCGUCUUCCCAAGGCGGUCAUAUCUCAGCACCGGCGACGCAGAGCUCGUCCCCUCGGGCCACAGGGACUAUUCCCCCGCCAAGCGAGGCACCUCUGGCGCCGGCUGCGACGACUUCGAAUCCCCUUGCGCCGCUGGCUCCGCAGAUGCCACAGCCGGCUUCGUCAUCAUCACCAGCGCCAUCAAGCUCGGCGGCACACACUGGCAACAACUCAUUUCCGCCAUACCAUACCCCUGUCCCCGCCUCUGCGCCAGUGGCUGGUGUAUCUACUCCACCACAAGGCAACUCGCGCCACCUGCCUCCUCAAAACCCUCAAAGUCGACCUCCCGGCCCUCCUGUAGGGGCGGAUCCUAUCAUCGUUACCCUGGCUGAGAAAGCAAACGAGGACCCUCAAUUACGGGAUCUGAUGAAGCGCGUGGCCAACGGCAACGCCCCUAAGGACGAGCUCGCCCGCUUUCAGGCAAUAAUCGACCAAAUCACUGCGGAGAGCAAGCGCAAGGGAGCCUUGAAGGGGCCGUCAGCAGACCGGCUUCUCGUCGAUGGCAGGAGCGUGCGCUACUUUGCUGAUGAAGUUGAUGCCAUCAUUGCGAUAGUGCUCAGGUCAAAUCCGAAACAGACAUCUGCUGACCUCGCGCCACCUUCGGGCAGUGAUCCCUUGGUCGUCGCGCUGGUGAAGAAUGCACUGGACGACUCCAAGACUCUGGAGCGAGUCCGGCGCAUAGCAAAGAACACCCCCGAAUUCUCCGAUGCCACUGAUUUGAAGGAGACCCUAGAUCGUCUGAAGGACCAGCUAGGGCAACAGAAGCCUCAGUCAGCAGUUGCACCUGCGAGGCCCCACGGCACACCUAGCGUUCAUCCGUCGAGUGUGCAGCAGGCGCCGCCGGCCGCGGCUCCGCAGCAAGCGCUUCGCUCUAAAGGUCCUCCUCCGGUGGUGAAGCCUGAUGUCUCGGCUGUUGUUUUCGAAUUCGCUGGCGGGAAUGGUGAUCGAUAUCUCUUCCCCAGGUUCAGUAUCGUGGAGCACGUCCAGAUGCCGAGUGGUCCGCAGCUCAUCGCGUCCUUUCUCAUUGUCAGGAAAGGGAGUGUUUCUGAAUAUGGUGGCGACCCGAAGCUCGACUAUUACCAACCUGUGACCAUCAGGAUAUCGUCAGCCCAACCAAGAACCUUGGAUCAUUUCUCAAAGGUUGUAGCCCCGGCAGACGAGGUCAAGCGCUACAUGGAGGAUGUGAUGGACAACAUGACGCGCGCAGAGUAUGUGCUGCUGGCAAUGCGCCUUCCGAAGCCCGAGAGGGAGGCUAAGGAGGACGGGCACGGGUCUGAGAAGGAAAACAAGACCGAGGAGUCGAAUCAUGCGACGCCCGACGUUGAAGACUCGGAUUUGUGGAGGAAGGGCCUCACCUGGAAGAAGGACAAGACAAUUAAACAGCUGUCGGCGAAGCCUCACGCGCUCAAACAAGGUGGGAAGAGGUCUGUCAAUGAGGACGAGCAGUAUCAGAAUUUCAUUGCGAGCGUGAGCCGCAAAGCGACCGAGGAUCAGAACCCCGGCUACUUUGAAAUGGGCCAGAGCGACCGGAAGCGUAGACUCACAUAG